ACAGCUCCAUCGGUCUUUUGGUCCACCGCUCAAGUCCUUUCUCCUCAUAUGAACUACUGGUACGGCGUCAGUCCCGAGAACAUAAUCCUCUAUGGUCAGAGCAUUGGGACCGUCCCCACCGUGGACUUGGCCUCUCGGUAUGAGUGUGCAGCUGUAAUUCUCCACUCCCCUCUGAUGUCUGGUUUACGUGUGGCUUUUCCGGAUACCAGGAAAACCUACUGCUUUGAUGCUUUUCCCAGUAUCGACAAGAUCUCCAAGGUCACCUCUCCUGUGCUGGUCAUUCAUGGCACAGAGGAUGAGGUCAUCGACUUCUCCCAUGGGCUGGCGAUGUAUGAGCGGUGUCCCCGAGCGGUGGAGCCCCUCUGGGUGGAAGGGGCUGGGCACAAUGACAUAGAGCUUUAUGCACAGUACCUGGAAAGACUGAAACAGUUCAUAUCGCAUGAGCUUCCUAACUCGUGAAGAACACAGCUCAGCCUUACCUCAUCUACUGUGAACAGACGGGUCCUCUGUUUUACACAUGCUUUAACGGAUAGCCCGAUACCUACGAAGAGGUGCCUGGCCUUUAGGGUGUUCUCCUCGAAGAGCUCAUGAAAUCUCAGUCUUUUGUAUCUAAAAGUUGUUCUACUAACUCCCACCACCACACACACACUCCCAGCUUCCUUGCCUGGCUGGAUCGGUAUCGCGAGCCGACCGACCGUGGGGACCGUCUCCUAGUGCUGUAUAAAGUGUACUCUGUGUGUCACCCUCACCCACCACCUCCGAUUCAUCAACACUGGGCUCAACCCUCUCCCAUCACUGUUCCCAGUAUUUGACAUGCAACUCGCUCUCCGCCACUUGUUCAUGGGGUCAACCAUUUGUGAAGCUGUGAUAGUGUAACUGGAAAACUCUAGUGGUGAAAAUCCCUUUAUUAAUUUUUGUUAACAUAUCAGUCUUUCCCCAGACAAAUGAGCUGAAGGGUAAUUUACUGAAAUGAUUGCAAACAGCUUCAUUCACUGUAACCCUACAAAUAUAACUGGAAUAUUCUUAAAGAGAACCUGGGGGUUUUUUAAAGUGUAAAUUUAUUACUAGCUAACAGAGUUUUAAUAUUUUGAUUGUCUAGUUGGUCUAACAAAGAGCCUGGCCAACUCUCUCCUAUAAAGCCCUCCUUGUAGGCUUUUUUAAAGUACUGUACAUAUUUGCAAUUACAUUGUGCAUAGAUUCUUAUUGGGUAGUUUUCUUUUGUGGGGCUACAACGAUGAACUGCAAAUUCCUUGUUUGUAAUAUAAAUGAUUGAAUACAUUUUGUUAAUAUGUUUUUAUUCCUAUGUUUUGCUAUUAAAAAUUUUUAUAACAUUUCCAAGACAAAAAUUCCAAGUUUAUGCUUUGAAGAAUUUAUGUAAUUAAAAUUUCACUAAACUACUCUUUUUAGUUUAGGAGUUUUUCGAGUUUUGACACUGGAGUGGCACCAAGUAAGCAUCAAAAAUGUAAGAUGCUUACAACUGCUACAUGACUUGUAUUGGCCGGGGGUUUGGGUCUGGGGGUCCUCUGGUUUUAAUUUCUUUUUUUCAAAUUUCAAAGCCUUAAAUGUUCUGUGAGCCUCUGAUCAUUGUACACCUGGAUUGCGGUUGAUUGCCGGUUUGUGUCCUGUUGCUUGGCUGCGGCACAGUGGUUGGAAAUGGAAUAAAGGAUGCAUG
Fukomys damarensis (Damara mole-rat) is the source of this 1672-nucleotide messenger RNA. It is a transcript of the gene Abhd17c, whose product is annotated as abhydrolase domain containing 17C, depalmitoylase. The transcript is spliced from 3 exons. Lineage: Eukaryota; Metazoa; Chordata; Mammalia; Rodentia; Bathyergidae. Bases 49 to 459 code for a protein of 136 amino acids. Gene Ontology annotation, molecular function: palmitoyl-(protein) hydrolase activity. The record is from RefSeq and is a predicted model, not a curated record. Gene Ontology annotation, biological process: protein depalmitoylation. Gene Ontology annotation, cellular component: endosome membrane; plasma membrane.